GUAGAAAGUGCGCAAUUUUAGCCACAGUAAUGCUCAUCUGCGUUAAUUUGUCAGUUCAACUGCCCUCGGACAUAAUUUUCACAAAAGGAAGCGAUGCACUCAAGUCAGCUCCACUCAUAGAUGGACACAACGAUUUACCAUAUACUCUGUAUUCCAUCGCAAACGAUGAAUUGAGCAAGUUUCCAUUUGAAAAGAACCUCACAGAGGACAAGGUCUGGGGACUAAAGGUCUGUAAAUCAUGUAGGACAGACCUGCCGCGUUUAUCAGCUGGAAUGGUUGGAGCUCAGUUUUGGGUGGCUUUCGUUUCUUGCCAAUCUCAAUACAAAGACGCGGUGACGCUGACGCUCCGUCAAAUAGACGUGAUCAAGCGGCUGGUGAACAAAUACCCGAAAAACUUGGAACUCGUGACUGCAGCUGACAACAUAGAAACGUCAUGGAAAAAUGGAAAACUUGCUUCCCUCAUUGGCGUCGAAGGAGGACAUUCUCUUGAUUCCAACUUGGGGGUUUUGCGGCUCUACUACGAACUCGGAGUGCGCUACGUAACUCUGACCCAUUCCUGCAACACCCCAUGGGCCGAUGCAUCACCGUGGACUGACAAACCCGUCUACAACUUGACUGAAUUCGGAAAGUACGUCGUAUGGGAAAUGAAUCGCCUCGGUAUGCUUGCCGAUCUCUCGCACGUAUCCCACAACGUCAUGAGGGACGUGCUAAAUGUCACGAGGGCUCCAAUUAUUUUUUCUCACUCAUCGGCUUAUGCCAUUUGCAACAACUACAGGAAUGUCCCCAACGACGUCCUACUCAAAGUAAAAGAGAACGAGGGGAUUGUGAUGAUCAAUUUCUUCAAUGACUUUGUUAACUGUGAUAAAACGAGAAAUGCUACGAUUGACGAUGUCGUUGCGCACAUAAACUACGUUAGAAAUCUCAUUGGAGUGGAUCAUGUUGGUAUUGGCGCCGAUUACGAUGGAGUCGAAAACGCGCCCGAAGGACUCGAGGAUGUCUCCAAGUAUCCGGCACUGUUCGAUCGACUGUAUGCUCGGAAAGAGGGCGAGCCAAAGUGGAGUAAAGAGGAUCUCGAAAAACUUGCGGGAAGAAAUCUCAUCCGAGUUUUUAAAGCUGUUGAAAAAGUCCGUGAUUCUUUAGCAUCAGAGGAGCCUUACGAGAACAACAUUUCUGGACAAGAGUUAAGAAUUGCGGAAAAACGAGAAGGUCUCGUACCAGGCGCUUGUCGGACGGCUAAGGAGUAA
This is a messenger RNA of Copidosoma floridanum, 1244 nucleotides long. Its product is annotated as dipeptidase 1. Gene Ontology annotation, molecular function: metallodipeptidase activity. NCBI's taxonomy places the organism in Eukaryota, Metazoa, Arthropoda, Insecta, Hymenoptera, Encyrtidae. Gene Ontology annotation, biological process: proteolysis. The record is from RefSeq and is a predicted model, not a curated record.